This is a messenger RNA of Myxocyprinus asiaticus (Chinese sucker), 1801 nucleotides long. RefSeq names its product junctional adhesion molecule 2A-like. NCBI's taxonomy places the organism in Eukaryota, Metazoa, Chordata, Actinopteri, Cypriniformes, Catostomidae. The transcript is spliced from 10 exons. The record is from RefSeq and is a predicted model, not a curated record. Gene Ontology annotation, cellular component: protein complex involved in cell adhesion; cell surface; tight junction. The coding region runs from base 96 to 977 and encodes 293 amino acids. Gene Ontology annotation, biological process: leukocyte tethering or rolling.
CGCGCGAGAGCGCGCAAAACAUCCUAAAAAAACUUCCGAAGCGCGAAAAGCACUUCAGUAUCAAUGCGCUCCUGGACAAGCAGGACAAUCUGAGGAUGACCAGAACACAGAUAUUAACCUUCCACGUUCUUCUGAUGCUCCUCUACAUUCCUAUCUCAGCUCCUGUUACUGUGACAACAAGCAGACCAAAAGUAGAGGUGCAUGAAAACACAAAUGCUGUACUGUCCUGUGAGUUCAGGACAGAGAAAGAAACCAACCCACGUGUUGAAUGGAAGAAGAGAGGCAAAGAUGUCUCAUAUGUUUAUUUUGAUGGCGAAUUCACAGGUUCAUUUAGGGGCCGUGCGUCCAUCGAUGGGGCAACAGUGACCCUUCGUGGUGUUACACAGAAAGACUCAGGAGUGUACCUCUGUGAAGUCACAGCCCGUCAGGACAAAAUCAAGUUGGGGGAGGCCACCGUCACCCUCAAUGUGCAUGUGCCGCCACAUACUCCGUCAUGUGAGGUCCCAGAGAUGGUCAUGAAAGGCUUUUCUGCAGAGCUGCGCUGCAAAGACAAACUGAGUGUUCCCUCUUCCACCUACAUCUGGUACAAAGAUAACAAGCUGCUUAAUACUGCCCAUCUCCCUGAAAUAAACUACAGCCUGGACCCCAAAACAGGGACUCUGAAAUUCAAGAGUGUGUCCAAAUCUGAUGAGGGACAGUAUCGAUGCGAGGCCUCCAAUGGGGUGGGGGCACCAAAAAGCUGUGCAGGCCAACAUAUGAAGAUAACAGAAUUUGAGCUGAACCUGACAUUAGUUAUAGCAGUAGGAGUGGGCGCCUUCUUUCUCCUUCUCUCUUGCUGUCUGGCCAUCUGUCUGUGCUGCAGACGAGGGUGCUGUCGUUGCAAGAAUAAGGGAGAGACAAAACAAAGAACUAAGACCAACUAUAACCCUCCAACAGAUCCCAGGCACUACAAACACACGCAAUCCUUUGUGCUUUGAAGAGUGUGAACACAUAUUCUGUGAUGACCAUAGUUUGUAUUUGGACAGUGCCUUGCUGUAUCCUCUUUUCUGCUUACUCGUUUCAAACACUGGAGGAAAUGUGUCUCAGAAAUGAAUUUCAAUGGAGCUGCAGUUCUUAUGUAUUAUUUAAACUGAUGAGCUGAGUUGAAGGAUCAAGUGCUCCUCUAUCAUUGAGCAGAGAGACCCCCCCGCGGCAAUGUUUGACUGCAGCUAUUACAACACAACAGAUCUAAGUCUAAUUGCAGCUGUUUCUCUUGUACUGUUGUAAAAAGCUUAUUUAUAUAUUUCAAUAUUCCAAUAUACAUUAAUUUUAGGCAAAAUAAGUAAUAUUUUUGAUGCUUCAUCUGUUUUGAACAACUUGGGAUUUUUACUGGACAAACUGUGGAUGUUAGCAAAGUUGUUCUAUAGACAAACAGUUGUGUAUGUUGUUUUUCCAUGUUUCACAAUAGUGUAGUUUCCCUUAUCUGCCAGUGGGUCCAAGUGGGAAAGCCUGGAUUCAGUGCAAGCUUCAGAAAUUAGAUAAAGCAUAUAUCAAUAAGAAAAUGUUUCUUUAAAAUAUCACUAAAUAGUAUCAGUAUAUAUUUAAAAACCUACAUAACCCAUUGCAGCUCUGGUAUAGGUGAAUGUAAAGUCAAUGUAAAAUUCACUGACUUCAAUGCAAAAUCUAAUGGUCAUUUUAAAUAAGCUUGGUCACGUGAUAUAUAUUCCUGCCACAUUUUAUUAUUUUUUUUACACAGAUGACAUGAAUGUAGCAUUAACUUUCAAUGUUAAAUAAAAGAACACAAUAAACCAUGAUGUCCAUG